UUUUUUUUUUUUUUUUGAGUGAGUGGCAAAUGAAGAUGAUCCGAAAAGGUGUAACAUUCCCAUCUGAUUACGUCAUCACUGUCACAUGAUCGACGAAAACGGAAGAUUUGAUUUUAUUCACUAGUGUAUUUUUCCCUAAGAUGGCAGGGAGAAAGCAAAUUUCAUUUCAAGAUAAACUCAACGUCAUCAGCGAUAUUGAUGAUGGAAUGAAGCAGGUUGAUGCAGCUAAGAAAUAUGGAUUAUCUCAAUCUACAGUUGCAACGUUCCUCAAGAAGAGGAAACAUAUUGAAGAUGCUGUGAGAUCAAAUUCAGUUAAUCCCAAGCGAAAACGACUAAAAGUCGCGACUAAUGAAAAGAUUGAUGCUGCCGUCCUGAAGUGGUUUCAAGAGAUGAGGGCAACAAAUAUCCCAAUAAAUGGACCCUUGUUAUGUGCACAAGCACGGAAAUAUGCAGCAAUGCUAGGGAACGAAACUUUUAAAGCUAGCAAUGGUUGGCUAAUGCGUUUUCGGGAUCGCCACGGAAUCACUUUCCAGGAAAUUCACGGAGAGAAAAAAUCUGCUCCGAUGAAUGAGGCAAAGGCCUGGAGACAAGAGAAGAUGAAAGAAAUUCUUCAAAAGUAUGCACCAGAAGACAUUUAUAACGCUGAUGAAGCUGGGCUGUUUUUCAACUCCUCCCUGAUAGAACAUUGGCGUUUAAGGGUGAAAAGUGUCACGGCGGGAAGAAAUCAAAACAAAGAUUGACUGUUCUUCUGUGUGCCAAUAGUACAGGAACACAUAAAAUUCAACCUCUUGUUAUCGGCAAAUCUUUGAAGCCAAGGUGCUUCAAGAAUGUGAGAAGUCUUCCUGUGGAAUAUAAAGCCAAUAAAAAGGCUUGGAUGACGUCUAAAUUUUUUUCUGAAUGGUUGCUGAAGUUAGAUAAGGAAAUGAAGAAGAGAAAGAAAAAAAAUUGCAUUGUUGAUUGA
This is a messenger RNA of Uloborus diversus, 961 nucleotides long. RefSeq names its product tigger transposable element-derived protein 6-like. The record is from RefSeq and is a predicted model, not a curated record. NCBI's taxonomy places the organism in Eukaryota, Metazoa, Arthropoda, Arachnida, Araneae, Uloboridae. Gene Ontology annotation, molecular function: DNA binding. Gene Ontology annotation, cellular component: nucleus.